This is a messenger RNA of Paramecium sonneborni, 1361 nucleotides long. NCBI's taxonomy places the organism in Eukaryota, Ciliophora, Oligohymenophorea, Peniculida, Parameciidae. The record is from the annotation of a GenBank genome assembly.
GACAUGACUAAUUUUAUAUAGUCAUUUCAUGGUGCAUCAUCUUUUGGAUUAGGAUAAAGAUUGAAUAUUGUAUGAUGAUAACUCAAUAUAAAAGUUUGCAUAAAAAGAAUAAAGUCCAAGUCCUCAUUAUAAUAUUCAAUCAACUUUAUCUACAAGUGCUACGAAAUUUGGGAAAUCAUUACGAUCUUAAUUGAAAAAUGAAACCCCUUCAGUCGGAAAAUAUGAACUUGAAUAAGAGGAUGUAUUCAGCUGAUAUUAUUUAUAAUAGAAAAGAAAAUUAAAAAUAACAAUCAAAGGAAAAAGAAAAUAAGAAAAGGUGGCUUCUAUUGUUGGGUAUAGAUUAUAUUCAAUUUUAGACCUGGAAGUUACACAAUUGAACCUCCUAAAUCUAAUAAAAAAUAUGGUUUUGGAGAUAGAUUCUUAGUUACUUAUGAAACUGAUGUACCUGCACCAAAUUAAUAUAAUUUGACAAACAAUUACUUGAAAUCUAGUAUGAAUAAAACAAAUGGUUUUAUGUUAAGUUCGAGUAAACAAGAUAGUAUCUAUCCAAGAUCAAUAACUCCUGCGUAUACUUAUUUAAACAAUCCAUAAGGCCUGGUUAAUAUGAAAGUAGUCUUACUAAAUAAAGCACCAAUCAAACUUUUUCAAAAGCACCCAGAGAUAUUUAUUAUACAGAUACACCAGGUCCUGGAAGUUAUCACUAUGAUUAUAAACAAACUUAAGGAUUUUCAUUUUUAGCGAAGUAUAAACCUUCUGAGCCUUUAAAUUAUCCUGGACCAGGGGCUUAUGAAGUUAAAGAUAAAAUGAAUGGAAGUGGAACCAUUAAAUUUAAUUCUAUAUUAAGAUAAACUAUUUUUAGUCAAAUCAAAGAAUAAAGUCCUGGACCUGGAGCUUAUAAUUAAGAUUAGUAAAUAGGUAAGUGUAAAGGUACUAAGUUUUACAAGUCUCCAAAAAUAUAUGAUUAUUCUACUUAAAUUCCAGGUCCUGGAGCAUAUGAUACAAGACUUUCUACUUUACAAAGUUAAGGUGGAGUUAUGGGCAAAAUAUAUAGAUCAAAAAGAAUUUGUACAACUCCAGGACCUGGAGAAUAUGAUAUUGAUAAUUCUAUUGAUCAUGAUAAAUUAAUCAACUUAAAUAGAUGGAGUAAAUCUAAGAGAUUCUAAGAUGAUAGAACUAAUUUUAUUGGUCCUGGAAAAUAUGAAAUUGAUCGAUCUUUCAUUAAAACCGGAAUUUCAUUUACAAAAUAAAAAAAUUAUAGGGAACCAGUUUAAAAACAACUUUUUGAGUCUCCAGGUCCUGGACAUUACCUCGUCGAUUCAGAAUUAGGAUAUAUUCCUGAAUACUUAAUAAAAUAAAAAUGA